AUGAACCUGCUGUUCGUGCUAACGGUGACUAGUUUUGCGCUGCUCAGUGCCAACGGCGCCAGGAUUUUAUCGCUUUUCCCGCACCAGGCGAAGAGUCAUUACGUAGUGUUCGAGCCGUUGCUGAAGAAGCUCUCAGAGAAGGGUCACCAGGUCGUGUCGGUGACGCAUUUUCCUCAGAAGAAGCCCUUAGCAAAUUUUACGGACGUGAAUAUAACCAACAGCCUGCCUAGCUUGGUAGGCACCAAGGUGUUCAUGUCCGCAGCUAGGAUAUCCAAAUGGGCCAGACUGAAGGGGCUGCUGAACUUCGGUGUGCCGACGUGUGAUCCUGUCCUGAACCAUCCGGCACUGAAGAAGAUUCUACAGUCCAAGGAGAAAUUCGACGUGUUCAUCGUCGAGCUGUUUGCCAGCGAUUGCUUCCUCGGUAUCGCUCACGCGUUGGAUAUACCCAUUGUCAUUGGAGCGAUCAGUUCUGUCAAUCUGCCGUGGUCGAACGAUAUCCUGAGGAAUCCUGAGAACCCUAGUUAUGUGCCCAAUUGGUUCAGCGAUAGGACUGAUCAAAUGGAUUUAUUUGAGAGAUCUGUCAACUUCUUGGAUUUCUUCUUCAACAGACUUGCCUUCAGGUAUCUAUCAGACAAGCCAAGUCACGAAGUGGCGAAAAUCCAUUUCGGUGUCGACCUUCCCGACUUCGACGCUAUACGAUCAAGGAUAUCUCUGAUUCUAACGAACGCUCAUCCAGCUGUCAGCACGCCCAGGCCCCUGGCGGCAGGUCUGAAGCAGCUAGGUGGUAUCCAUAUACCGUCAUCAGGUCCAGCGGCAUUGCCGAAAGAUCUUGAGGAUUUUCUUGACUCGCAGGGCAAGAACGGCGUUAUUUACUUUAGCCUGGGAUCGCAAAUAGACCCGUCCACCAUGCCGAAGCAGGCGCUAGCAGCUUUUUACAGAGCAUUCGAGCAAGUACCGCAGCAAAUACUGUGGAAGUGCUCCGGAGGGAAAAUGCCCACGCUGCCCAAGAACGUUAAGUGCAUCGAAUGGGCGCCGCAGCUCUCCAUAUUGUGUCACCCGAAUGUGCGGCUAUUUAUCACACACGGUGGAAUGCUAGGGUCUCAAGAGGCAGUUUAUUGCGGGGUACCGAUUCUCGGCAUACCCCUGUUUGGGGAUCAGCACUUGAACAUGGCCUACUUCGUGAAAAAGGGGCUGGCUGUGAAGCUGGAUUACCGUCAACUUUCAUACGAGCCAGUAUCGAACGCUUUGAACGAACUGCUCGUGAACAAGAGCUACAUAGACAUGGCACGAAAAGUUUCCGCGGAGUUCAGAGAUCGACUAGUACCACCCUUAGAGGAAGGAGUUUAUUGGGUAGAGUAUUUGAUACGUCAUGGAGCAAAUUCUUUGAAGACAGCAGCGACAGAUCUAACGUGGUAUCAAUAUUUAUUGCUGGACGUGAUAUUUAUUAUAAUAAUUUCACUUCGUUUAUUAAUUUUCACUAUUCUUCAAUUAUUUAAACUAAUAUUCCGUCGGACAAAGCUAACACUCGUAGACACGAAGAAGAAACAAUCCUAA
Messenger RNA from Eufriesea mexicana, 1554 nucleotides. Its product is annotated as UDP-glucuronosyltransferase 2C1. The record is from RefSeq and is a predicted model, not a curated record. The transcript is spliced from 4 exons. Gene Ontology annotation, molecular function: UDP-glycosyltransferase activity. Lineage: Eukaryota; Metazoa; Arthropoda; Insecta; Hymenoptera; Apidae. Bases 1 to 1554 code for a protein of 517 amino acids.